AUGCAGCAAAGACCUCCACAAACGACACCCCCUCAGGCAAAUUGCAAUACACCAACAGUUGAACCUGCUCCGCAAUUCUACUUACGCAACUGCCACCACUGUCUCAUGUUCUUUCAGGUCUGGCUGGACACGGAAUUUGGUCUGAUGAUUGUGGUGAUCCGAGUACAACCGUUACUUAGACCCCUACAAGUCACACCAGAUGAGGCUAUCCAGUGCCCCUACAUCCACUAUUUCAGCUUCACUUCCUAUAUUUUCUUUUGUCUUGGCCUACCAAAAGGUCCUACGAAGAGAGCAACAUGUAAUCCUGGAGUAAGCCCAGACAUAAAGUCAGUUGGUAAUGCCGCAACUAAGGCCCUGGAAUUAGGAAAAUCCGAUCCUACAUUUUUUGACAAAAAUGAUCAACUACAGCUAUGCGGUGACCCAAGACAGGCAUUUCGCGUGCUGCUGAACCGGGAUUGUUGCCUCGUAUCCAACGACGUCUUCAAGCUGGCCGUUACCACCAACUUGCAAGGACAUCCCCUCAACCAACGUGCGACAAAUAAAUGUAUGAAAUGCUCUACUGCGGGCACUGUCAUGUCCCUAUCCGAGGACAAAUUUAAGAGAAAGCUUGAUCAGUGUACUCAUAAGUACAACCAACAAAUAUGCGUGCCCAAGGUUCUUAUUCUGAAGAAGAAGAAGAAGAAGAAGAAGAAGAAGAAGACGCGAUCUCUGGAACGGCAAUUCAAUUUUUCUGAGCUUUCAGCUCCAAAACAAGAAGCCAUCGUCAGAGAAAAUAAGAAAUCAGCAAAUGUUCGCUACGUGUAA
Molecule: messenger RNA, 804 nt
Organism: Dibothriocephalus latus
Lineage: Eukaryota; Metazoa; Platyhelminthes; Cestoda; Diphyllobothriidea; Diphyllobothriidae
Source: the annotation of a GenBank genome assembly